AUGUCACCUACAUUUCCUUCAAUGAUUCAAACUGUGGAAUGUAAUGAUUUUGCUUUCCUUGAAAGUUGUAUACUCGUAAUAUCAGAAACCUACUUUUCUUCAAAUUGUAUGUAUUCUGUUCUGAAAAGAAAAUGCGACAAUGAUAAGUCCGCCAUUCAUUACUUAUUCAUUUACUAUUACAAGCUACUUAUACUCUUGCUUCGCUCGGGUGCGCUCCUAAACAAGCUAACGGCGUACGCACGGCUACCUGGGCAUGGGAUCAAGGUGCUUGAUGAA
This is a messenger RNA of Brenthis ino (lesser marbled fritillary), 276 nucleotides long. The record is from the annotation of a GenBank genome assembly. NCBI's taxonomy places the organism in Eukaryota, Metazoa, Arthropoda, Insecta, Lepidoptera, Nymphalidae.